AUGCCUCGGACUUACAUAAGAAAGAAAAUUAAAUCAUACACUCCACAAGAUUUAGCUCAAGCGAUCGCAAAGGUAAAAAAUGGAGAACUUACGCAAUAUAGAGCAGCGCAAGAGUACAAAAUUCCAAUGACGACUCUUCAUGAAAACUUAAAAAAAGGUAAAGAAACUACCGGACCAAAUGCAGGUAGACCAACCGUUAUACGCCUAGAAGAUGAGAAAAAAUUAGCAGAAACUGUCAGAAUUAUGGAAAAAUGGGGAUAUGGUCUGUCUAGGUUUGAAAUUAUGGAGCUUGUCGCUGAAUAUGUGCGGGUGAAUAAGAUUCAAACACCAUUUAAAAAUAAUGUCCCAGGCACAGACUGGUUCAUUAAUUUCCGGAAACGACAUAGAUUAUCAAUUAAAAAAGCACAGCCUGUAGAAUUUGUAAGAAGAAAAAUGACAGAUCCAUUCGUCAUUGGUGAAUAUUUCAAUUUGCUCGAAAAUACUUUAAAAGAUUUGGAUCUUUUUGAAAGUCCCCAACUCAUUUGGAACUUAGAUGAAACGUCGUUAUGCCUGGAUCCAUCCAGAACUAAAGUAUGUGGACAAAUAAAUAAACCUUGUGCGAGGUCCACCCAUGGGAGUGGAAAAGAAAAUAUCACUAUGUUGACAGGCGCAAGCGCUAAUGGGAAGAAGUUGCCGCCUUUGAUUGUAUUUAAAGGCAAAUUUGUUUGGGAUCAGUGGAUGGCUGAACUGGUUGGUGGUGAUUACGAUUUCGAAUUAUCGUAUGCAGCCAGUACUAAAGGGUGGAUGGAAACAGACAUUUUCUAUAAUUAUAUAGAAAAAGUUCUUAUCCCAAGUUUGGGCGAGGAGCGCCCGGUUCUUAUUGUUUAUGAUGGUCACUCAACUCACGUCCAUGUAAGAGUUGUGGAACUGGCAAUACGAAACCGUAUCACAAUUCUUAAACUACCGCCACACACAUCACAUUUGCUGCAGCCUCUUGAUAUAGCAGUAUUCAAGUCAUUCAAGUCAAUAUGGGAUGCAAAACUGGUAGAGUGGCAGCGUAGAAAUGUUGGCACGAAAAUGCCAAAAAAAGUUUUCGCUCAAGUGCUGGCAGAUACUUGGAGAGAAACAAACCCCAAUAUUAUCAAAAGUGGAUUUAGAAAAGCUGGGAUUUUCCCUUUCAAUGCGCACGUGAUACCUGUGGACAAAUAUGAUCCAGAUGCAUAUAAAAGACAGCCAACCCAACUACCUGCAUGUUUACAGAAAUCGUCAAACACUGAUAAGGAUACCUUGUUGUCUCUGGUAUCGAAACCUGAUAUCCAGACUUUGAGUUUUGUCGCAAAACAACCAUCCCAAAUACCUAUAUGUUUACAGAAUUCUAAUCAAACAUCAACUCAAAAUUUAUCAAAAAUAAAAAUAAUCUCGAACGUUAUCAUCAAAAAAGCAUCUCCACAGUUACUUCAAGCUCAACGACUACCCGAGCCAUCAUGCACAUUCGAAGAACUGCUUUUAAGAAAAAUACAACAGGACAAAAAAGAUAAUAAACCGACAAAAAAGAAACAUGUCACUAAAGGUGCUGAAGUGAUAACAGCAACAAUGGGUAAGAAAAUUUUAGAAGAAACGGUAAAAGCUAAGAAAGCGAAAGCUAACCCCAGUAAAAUUUACAAAAAAAGAACAGCAAAAGUAAAAAAUAAGGAAGAUUCUGAAAUAACAAUAUUUACAGCACAGCAACAAGAAUAUCAUCCAGGCCCUUCAGGCAUAAGGAAUAAGAAGAAACGAAAACGCCAGCCUUCACUUGACAGCAUAACUAGUGUAUCCGACAUUAUGAGCGUACAUAGUGAUUCUGAUACUAUUGAAUGUGUUGAUUUUGAAGAAUUGACGGAUGAAUACUCUGAAAAUGGUUUUCUUACUAACAAGAAUUUAAAUCCUCUCUGUAUUAAGGGUAAAGGUGUAGGCAAAAGAAGUAAAGGGAAAGAAAACAAAGUGGAAGAAAAAGUCGAAGAAAAUAAAGAGGAAAGACUCAUUGAAAGAAAUUACGAAUGUGAUAUUGAUGUUUUUACUAAAGAAAAAAAUAUGACAACUAGAGAAUUCUCGAAAGAAAAGGACAAAGAUGAGCAACUGCUACUUAAACAGGAAAGUAAAGAAAUAAUAUGCGAGACUCAAGAAGAGAACCUUGCUAUGAAGGAAAAUUACCAACUAAAUGAUUCAGUACUCGUCAGAUAUUUGAUAAGGAAUAAAUGGAAGUAUUUUGUGGGGUUCAUAGAAAAUAUAAUAAAAAAUGAAGAAAUAUACUUCACUAUCAAUUUUCUAAAAACCGUGAGACCACAGCAGCGCCUUACCUUUAUAACGACUAAAAGAAAGGAUAUUGAUAAAGUUCCAAAGUCAUUAAUAGUGAAGAAGAUAGAUUUAAAAAAAUAUAACGAAAAAGAAUAUUACUUACUUAAUUAUGAAGAUACAAUUUACUUUGACUGA
Messenger RNA from Parnassius apollo (apollo), 2448 nucleotides. NCBI's taxonomy places the organism in Eukaryota, Metazoa, Arthropoda, Insecta, Lepidoptera, Papilionidae. The record is from the annotation of a GenBank genome assembly.